AGAUCCCAACCCUAACCGCCGCCCCGGAUCUGCCUCGCCGCCGGCGCCGCCAUGGCGUGCCUCGCGAUCUCUCUGCAGCCGGUCAACGGCCCGGACAUCCUCCUCCAGACGCGCUCAUGGUUCCCGGUCUCCCGCGCCCUCGCCGCCGUCUCCGCCUUCCGCCUCGCGCGCCUCCACCUCGCCCGCGGCAAGCAGCAGCAGCAGCCCGCCUCGCUCGACGCCAUUGGCGACGACCCGCUGGCAGCCGGCUCGGGGCAGCUCGUCGUGGGCGUCGAGUCGCAGUACCGCGUCGUCUACCGCCUCGUCAACUCCAUCUACGUGCUCGGCGUCACCACCGCCGCCGACCACGCCUCCCCCGCCGUCCACGCCUUCGCCGUCGCCGACGCCGUCAACCAGGCCGUCGACGUCGUCGUCGCCGCCUGCCGCGGCAUCGACGUCACUCCCGAGAAGGUGCACCGCAAGUACCCGGAGGUCUACCUCGCCCUCGACCUCGUCCUCCACGGCGUCGGCUCCGUGCGCCUCACCCAGAUCCUCGCCACCAUCCACGGCGACAACCUCGCUCGCAUGGUCAACUCCUCCCCCGACGCCGAGGCACGCGCCCGCGGUGCUGAUUCCUGGCCCACCGUAGAGCACCUCGCCCAGGACCGCCAUGCCGCUCGUGACGCCUUCAACGGCGCUUCGUUCGAGCUCCCCAUGGAGACCCUCGCUGCCGGUGACGAGUUCUCUGCUUCCAGCCUUGCGCCUACAGCUGCUGCCGCUACUGGGGACGAGGCACCGCCUGAGGACGCGCCUCCCAUUGAGAAGGACCCCUUUGCAGCUAGCGACAUGAUCAGCAAGCCAGAGGAGGCAUUGGUUGGUGGGUUCAAGAAGAACAAAGAGACUGCCCUUGUGGUUGCUGAUCCCGCUGCUGCACUUGCUGGGCUGGAGGUCACCACUUUGCCGCCAGCUGAGGCCACUAAGCCGACACGUAUUGGUGUUGAGGGAUUUGAGGGCGACUACGGUGGAAUUGAGUUCGGUAACGACGAAGCUUCCCUGGCUGAGGCAUUUGAAGGGUUCAAUGCGCCAUUCGGGGGUGGGCUAGAUGCUUCGGAGUUUGUUACCACUACCAAGAAGGAUCACAAGGACAAGAGCAUCACUGGUCUUGAGCUGCUAGAAAUGAAUAGUGCCCAGGCACGGAAUGCCGCUGCUGGUUCGCCGCUUGAGAACCUGUUGGUUACCAAGAGCACAGAGAUGACCAUCCCUGAGCUGUGCAUCGUGGAGGAGAUCAAUGCAGAAUUCAAGGAGUCUAUUCUUGCACGGGUUGGUUUGAAAGGUACAUUAUUUCUGCGGACGUUACCACCAAAGAAGGCAGCUGGGAGGGACACAGAGUUCUCAUUCCGGCUUGAGGGUACUUCUGGAAUGAAGAGGGCCGCCUUGCAGAGUACCGUGUUGAGUAGCCUCGAGAAUGGCCUGUUCCAUGUGAAGACACCAUCAAAGGAGGAGCCCAUCCCCAUCAUGAAGUACAGCUUCCUUCCCAAGCACUCACCUCUCCCUUUGAGGAUUCGCCUUGUAAAGCGCCAUAGUGGUACAUUACUCUCGCUGAUGAUACAUUAUGCGUCGAACCCAAUGUUGCCGCAGCCGCUGAGCAAUGUUACAUUUAUUGUUAAGCUUCCUGUGGAUCCGACUCUGCUUACUGUUUCGCCCAAAGCUGUGUUGAACCGGGCAGAGAGGGAGCUCAGGUGGCACAUCUCAGACAUCCCUCUGAAAGGUCCUGCUGGACGGUUGAGAGCACGGAUGCCUGUAGAUCAAGACUCCAAGGAUGGUGAACUAGAGGUUGUUGGAAUGGUCAAGUUUGCUUACCAAGGGCCCUUCACAUUGUCUGGCAUCAAACUCUGUCCAGCCGUCAAUAGCACUUCCCAGUUUAACGAAGUUGGCCACACCUUCUCCAGUGGGAGCUACCGCUGCAUCUGAUUUGGUACCUUCUCUGUAUUGUAGCUGUUACUUUACCCCAUUUUCAUUUUGCUUCUACAACAGGGUGUGAAAUUCAUAUUGUAUGUAGUGAAGUUUAUUUGUUUUGUGAGGCUGGAAUUUAAAGAUGUUUUUGAGUUGUCUAUUAUUAUCUCGGUAAUGGAUAUGAUAGCUGUGAUUAUUGAUCAA
Molecule: messenger RNA, 2136 nt
Organism: Lolium rigidum
Lineage: Eukaryota; Viridiplantae; Streptophyta; Magnoliopsida; Poales; Poaceae
Exons: 1
Coding region: 52-1950 (632 amino acids)
Source: RefSeq, a predicted model, not a curated record